AUGAUGGAUUCACCGAUUCAGUCAAACACACAAGAUUCAUCUCGAUCUUCAACUCCAAUACUAACAUCGCCGUUACUGCAACAACAAAAUAAACGUAAUUCACCAAGAGAUUUUGUUAUUCGCUUUCUCAGUCCAAAAAUAGCUGUAAUCUCCUCCAAGGAUGCCGAUCAAGUUUGUCAAGCUAAUAACAUUCCCGAUUUUUACUCACUGUUAAAACCUUUCGGGGAUCGAAUUGAGGGAAGAGUGACUGCACGUGAUUCUCAAGGAUUGUCAAAUACGCUAGAAAAUUUUACAAUUCGAUUUGCACAUCUAUUAAGUUUGGAACAACCUAAUGUUGAUACUCUCUCGCAGGCAAUCGCUGAAAAAAUAAAAUCGUUUGCAACCGAUAACAACAACACUCUGAAUAAAGAACUACCAAUCAUUACUUCAAAAUCUGAUGUCACCGAAGACUUUUUAGAAUUAAACCAAGAUGAUAUAACACCUUGGUAUGCAGAAUAUCGUAGACAAUAUUUUACAUUCACGGGAGCAUCUGAACAUGAGACAUUCGAUCAUCCUGUAGCAUGCAUCAUUGCUGUAAGUUCAUCAAAUCCAGAUCCUGUAAAAACUGCUAAUGAAUUGUUUAACAAUGACAAUCCAGCACCAAUAUAUGAAAAAGGUUUCAUGGAUCCAAAUUUGUUGAAAUGUUAUGUACUUUUACAUGAUAAUUAUAAAGUGAGCUUUGAACAUUCCCAGAUGCAAUUUGAUACGAUGAGACGUUCAUUUAAAACUCAUUGUUAUCAAAUAAAAUUAAAUCCUAUCUUACAAGCAAUACCUUCUGAUGAUCCUUUUCCCGAAAUUGGCGAUUUUCCACCACCUCAGAUUCCAUAUGGACAGCAAUAUUUAAGUGGUGAAGAUAUUAUUGGUAUCCAGUCUUUUGUACGAGAAUUGGUGAAAGCAAGUAUAAUUCCACAUAUGGAAAGAAACAUUCAGACAUUAAAUGAACAAGUUGCUUCAUCUAGACGUGGGAUAACUGGCCGAUUGUUUAGUGCAAGUAAACGUUACUUUGGUACUGGAUCAAAAUCUGCUAAUCAAUCACAACAACAACAACUUUCUCAAUCAUUUUAUUCUGAAAAAUUUGCAAUACAAAAGGCACAAAUGCGUAAACUUGCAGAUUAUGCUUUUAUGUUAAGGGAUUAUAAAUUUGCAUAUUCUAUAUAUGACACAGUAAAAAAAGAUUUUUCUGCUGAUAAAGAAUGGAAAUAUAGUGCAGGUGCACAGGAGAUGAUCGGUAUUUGUUUGUUAAUAGCCUUAACAAAAAUCAGUUCUAGAAUUGAUAUUGAUCAUCAUUUUGAACAAGCUGUCAAUUCAUAUCUUAAUAUUCUGAAAAUGCCUUUUUAUGCAACAAAGUCAACAUUAUUAUAUUUUGAAUUGUUGAAAUAUCGAGGAUUAUAUAAAGAUGCACCAUCAGCAUUGGUACGAGUGGCUGGCGAGGACUCUGAUCUUAGAAGUGCAUUGUUUUUAGAACAAGCCGCUUAUGCUUUCCUUAGAUGUCAAACACCAAUGGUUAGAAAAUACGCAUUUCACCUAAUUAUGGCUGGUCAUCGUUAUGCAAAGUGUAAUCAGGUAAAAAGAACAAUUCCAGCAUCAAAUGUUUUUAAAGAUCAUUUUUGGUCGUUGGCCGAGGAUCAUAUACAUUUCGCAUUAGGCAAACAAUCUUUUCAUUUGGGUAAAUUUGAUAAAGCGCUUAAAUAUUAUUUAAAAUUAUUGAGAACUAGUCGUCAAUCACCUAAUCAGCAAAAUACAUAUUUAAAAGAAUUCUUAACUAUAUAUAAGCCUGAUUUUGUUCCUCAAGAACUUAAAAUACCAAUUAUCAAAGACUCUUUAGUAAAAAUAGUUCUUUCAAAUUCUCAAUGUAGUGAAUAUGAUGAAAUUUGGGAAGGAAUGGAAAAAGAAUAUUUGGAGGAAACUUAUGUAGGCAUAGAUGAAUUUAAUAAGUAUGGAAAAAAACCUUCUAUAUUAAAAAAUAAUAUUUGCCAAACAGUUGAAUAUUUCUUUGUACAUAUAACUAUUGAAAAUCCUAUGCAAAAUCCAAUUAAUUUAAAUGAGAUUACGCUUGAAUGUGAACAUAUUUCACAAUCAAAUGAUGAAAAUAAUUCAACAAGUAUAAAUGAACUAAUGACUAAUGAAGAUAAGACACAGCCUAUCAAAAGUACAAAUAUUGGUGAACCUCAGAUGAAGAUAUUUGAUAACUUUGACCUAGAAACUCUUCCUGAAGUUUCGCUUGAUGCGCUAGAAAAAAAGACGAUAUCUUUACGAGUUUUACCAAAGAAGCGAGGAACUUUAAAAGUUCUUGGUCUUAGAUAUAGCCUUAAUUCUUUAGUUAAUGGAAUGAAAAAGUUUAAUAAACGCGGUAAACGUUUAGAUGACACCAAGGAAAACAGAAUUAAUGUAACUUAUACACCUGAUAAAUCAUUAGAACUGAUGAUAGCUUCUCCAAUGCCAUUACUUGAAGUUGAUUUUCAUUCUUUUCCAGAAAAUUUACUUUCUGGAGAAGUUAACCUUGUAGUUUUGGAGGUAAACAAUAAAGGUCAAAAAGGGCUUAAAAACUUGCGAGUAAAAAUGAGUCAUCCAAAUAAUGACAGUGAAGUCCAAGCAGUUAACGAAUUGAAAGCAUCCAUUGAAAGAUUAAGAAUAAAAAAUUCCUUUUUUGAUUCAAAAAUUAGAGAUAUACCUUUACCACUUCAAAGUGGUGCAAAUGGUGAUUUUCCAUCUUUUGCGUUAGCACCAGGAAAAAAUACUUUAAUACCUAUUUGGGUUCGAGGAGACAAAAUUGGAAAAUAUAUGUUUAGAUUUUUAUUUAUUUAUGAAUCUGAGAAUAAUGAUUCGGUCAUGAGUUAUCGAAGUCUCCGUUAUUUUCGAAAUACACAAGUUCAACAGUCAUUAAAGGUUAAUUCGCUCACUAGACCAAGUGCUCGUGGAUCGAAUGAAUUUAUAUUAUGUGUUGAGGUUGAAAACCUGCAAACAAGAGCAGAAUUUCACUUGUAUCAAUUUUCAUCGAUUAGUCCAUUAUGGACAGUAUCACCUGUAAAUAAAGAAACAAGGUAA
This is a messenger RNA of Entrophospora candida, 3084 nucleotides long. The record is from the annotation of a GenBank genome assembly. NCBI's taxonomy places the organism in Eukaryota, Fungi, Glomeromycota, Glomeromycetes, Entrophosporales, Entrophosporaceae.